AUGGACACUGUGGACUUUGGUGAACUGGCAUUGGAAAUGACCAAGCUUAUGGAAGAGCAUGUGAUGGAUCCGGACCUGCGGAGCUGGAUCAUGCCGGCUUUCAGCACCACGACUGCAUCCGAUGAAGCGGUAGCAGCUAUCGUGAUGAUGGGCUCUAUGCAGAAGUACUUCAAAUACCAAUUCACUUUACGGUGUGGGAUUCCGUCUGUCACUUUGCUCGGCGAACGAGAGUACUGGGCACUUAUGGUAACGAAGCUUGCUCGGCUAGCUCAGCUAGGGGAUGAGCCUGCUCGAUUUGCUCAACUUCUUCGGCCGGUGCUUAAUAACUUUGUUGCUUCCUUCGACAACCCCGGAGCAUCGGAUGUGCUAAGUUUCUGGAGCAAAUGUGCAGACAGAAGAGGUGGCGGAAGCGGACCAACUUAUCUGACUGGCUGGAUAUCGGUUUUCUGUUUCUGGGGAGAGGAUGGGAAGUUGCUAUACCCAGAACAGAUACUUCCAAUAUGCUCGCAAGGCUUUCAGGAACGGGAGACGGAGUUCGGCCUUGAUCAGGCCUUGUUACGCUGCAUAGACACAGAGAAAGUCCCUCUAGGCUACGUCUCCGUGCCGGUUAUAGUUGAUAAUCUUGGGCACGUAUUCGACGCUGUGAUGGUGGCUGGCAUGAUCGGCAUACAGGCCAUUCCCACCGGGGAGGCCAGACUUGAUUCGAUUCAGCCAGUGUCCGGGGAAAGAAGAAACAAGAAUGUGCCAAAAGGCACAGACCAGUUCACAAAUCAGUUUACAAACCACCUAGGGUAUUGGAUUGGUCGUUGGUCAGACAAGGCAAGUGAAGCAAUUGGGUCAUUCGGUUACUUUCGUUUCAAUUUCGCUUUCGUUUUGAAGAUUGGCAUUGCAAUGCUCAGGAAUUCCCUUGGUAGCUAA
This is a messenger RNA of Penicillium mononematosum, 918 nucleotides long. RefSeq names its product DUF4419 domain-containing protein. The transcript has a single exon. NCBI's taxonomy places the organism in Eukaryota, Fungi, Ascomycota, Eurotiomycetes, Eurotiales, Aspergillaceae. The coding region runs from base 1 to 918 and encodes 305 amino acids. The record is from RefSeq and is a predicted model, not a curated record.